Molecule: messenger RNA, 8444 nt
Organism: Oreochromis niloticus (Nile tilapia)
Lineage: Eukaryota; Metazoa; Chordata; Actinopteri; Cichliformes; Cichlidae
Gene: baiap3
Product: BAI1 associated protein 3
Exons: 34
Coding region: 242-3772 (1176 amino acids)
Biological process (GO): positive regulation of neurotransmitter secretion; regulation of dense core granule exocytosis
Cellular component (GO): recycling endosome membrane; plasma membrane; late endosome membrane
Molecular function (GO): SNARE binding
Source: RefSeq, a predicted model, not a curated record
AGUGAGCAUCGGUGGAGCGUGAGCACAGGAAAGCAUUUCGAAGGACUAAAAUGAGCUUUUGUCUGUCGUCUGUCAUAAGAAAAAAAAUCCAAACGUUGUUUUCACAUAAGUUGACUGCGCCGCGUUCACAGAGGGAAGCAGCGUCCUGCUGCAGUGAGCUUUGAUUCACAGGAACUCUGACACGCAGCAACAAAAGAACAUUUGACACUGGGAAAACUGUCAGGAGACACAGUGAAACAUCAUGACUACGCUGCUGGACCUAAAAAGUAGUGUGCUGAGGCAGGUGCAGAGGAGCCAGUCACUAAGGAGCCGAAGGGAACCUCCUCCUCCGACUGCCAGCAGCCCCCUUACACACUGUCCUGACCCCUUACCUCGCAGGAUUUCAGAGGAGAGCGUGGAGUUCUUUGAGCGUAUGAAUGCCAUCCUGCAGAAACAGGAGAACAUGAUGCGGGCGGCCCAGGCGGAGUGCCAAAGAGGGGCCUGCACAGUUCCACCACCCCAAGAGCAUGUGGACCAGGCCUUUAUCCCCGACAGAAUCAGCAGGACAGAGCUGGACCUGCUUUAUGAGGAAGCUGUGUACACGGUGGUCAACAGGGUUGGAGUGCCCUCACCCGAACAUGUGAAAAGUGACGAUGAGCUCUUUGCUUACCUGCUGAAGGUUUUUGAUAUGGGUGAGGAAGAACAUGAAAUCAUUCUCCAGAAAGUUCAAGAAUCCAAGAGAGCCAAUUUUUCCUUGAGAGUUUCUGUUAUGAAAGCAAAGAAUCUAAUGGCCAAGGAUGCAAAUGGCUACAGUGACCCGUAUUGCAUGCUGGGCAUCCUCGUGGGCCAGAGCCCUCGGGAAACGGAGGAGAAGAAGGAGAGAAAGUUCAGCUUCAGAAAGAGGAAGGACAAGCUGGAGAAACGCUCCAGCACCAAGGAAGUGUUACCAGCCAGGUGUAUUCAGGUGACUGAGGUCAAACCUGAGACUCUGAACCCAGUGUGGGACGAGCACUUCGUGUUUGAAAUAGACGAUGUCCACAAUGACCUCUUACAUCUGGACAUAUGGGAUCACGAUGACGACGUAUCUGUUGCUGAGGCCUGCAAAAAGCUCAAUGAAGUCAGUGGACUUCGAGGAAUGGGCAGGUAUUUUAAGCAAAUAGCAAAGUCAGUGCGUGCGAAUGGAUCUGCAUCAUCGGGCUCUGAGGAGAAUGUAGAUGACUUCCUCGGAUGCAUCAAUAUUCCUUUGAAUGAAAUUCCCGUUAUGGGCUACGACACCUGGUUCAAGCUUGAGCCACGCUCGAGUGCAUCUAAAGUUCAGGGAGAAUGUCACCUGAUUCUGAAGCUCUUCACCAGCCAGAGAGACACAGCUUUGUCUAAGAAGGAGACAAAUGUCUCCAUUCACAAGAAACUGCUGAGUCAGAUUGUGGAGUAUGAGCAUGCUCAUGUCAAGCGAGAGCCGUACAACUGGAACGGGCAGGUUUCUCCUCCAGCAUGGACUGUGCUAACUCACCAUGCUGUGCAAACUGAUCUCUCACCUCUGCAACAGGCUAUUAUUCGCUGGCAGUGCUACAGCAGCCACCAUCGGACCCAGAGGGUGUGCUACUCCCUGCUGCUGCGCCUCCUGAGGACUAUCGAUGCAGAGUGGGACCCUCCCGCUGUGCGGGGAGACCUAGAGAGGCAGCUGUCAGACAGCUUCAGGCUGUACACAGAGCACUGCCUGUGCCUGAUGAAGAACAUGCGUCAGGUUUUCCCCUGCACCAGCGCUGCUGCCAUUACACGCUACGAGCUCAUGCUGAGGGGGAUUGGGUACAUGCAAAACAUGCGUGCCUUUAAGACUGUGUGUCCUCUUCGAAAUGACCUGCAUCUCGACAUCACUACUGCUAUCAAGAAAGGAACUGCUGAGUGGUACGAGAGCUUAAUCGCUCGAUAUAAACCAGAGGAAGGAACUCUGGAGGAACAGCUGAAGAAGCUGGUUCAGGUGAUUGAUGCUGUAUGUGCAGACGUCCAGAGGGCCCAGAACAUCUACAACAAACUUUUCUACAGUGCAGUGAAAGUAGAUUUCUUCAGCAUAUCAUACAGACUGUUGGAAAAGCAGGUAGCUGAUGAUGUGAACGUGGCGAUGGAGCGGGUGUGUGGGACUCUCGAGCAGGAGAGCUCCAGACUGACUCAGACAAUGGGAGAGACCAUCUUCGAGCUCUUCAUGUCCUUGAAAAUCCUCAAAGGCUUUCGAGAGUUUCUUCCUCUCAAGGAUGCUAAAAUGUUGGCCUUGACAGGUUUCCAUAACUGGUUCAAGUCCUCAAUUCACAAGUGGCUGCAGAUUGUUCACGACAGGUCCUGUGACAGGAUUCGCAAGGCAGUGGAAACAGAUAAGCUUGGACCUUUGCAGCAAGCCAAGCACAGUUCCUCAGCAGUUGAAGUGACAGCUUGCUUCAGCCAGGUACGCGAGAUCUGGGUCCAGCUGGCCUGGCCAGACUCUGCGGGGGCCUUCAUCUUUGUCACACGUUUGACAGACAAUUUCUGCAGUGAGGCCGUGUGCUACUCAGAGAUGAUAACGCACAAGAUUGAGAGGAACCAGCUGGGCCGAGACCACAAGAGUUUCACAGUGCAGCUCUGCAUCGCCCUGAACAAUAUAGAGCAUGUGCGUGUUUUCCUGGGUCACCUGCCCCGGGACCUGGACUGGCAGGGUGUGGAGCGCGCCAUGGAGGAAUCCUGCGGGGUGGAGGGGAAAGAGCAGGUUUACAAGGCUCUGAAUGGACAGCUGUUCAACAUGGACCUGGACCUGCAGAGAGAAGCUAAACGCCUCAUCACACUGCUCACUGACAAGAUGCUGCCUGAGCUGCGGAGGUACAUCCAGCACAUCAGCCUGUCUCCUGACUCCAUCAACAAUGAUGACGCUGUUUCCCCUCUCAUGAAGUACUUACAAGACACUAUGGUCAUCCUGACAGAAAACCUUGUAAAAGAAAAUCUAACCAGAGUUCUCCAGAGCAUGUGGGAGCUCCUCCUGCGGAUGAUCCUGGACACGGUCACUGAAAACAGGGGUGUCCAGGUGGAGUUUUACAACCGCUUCCAGUACACAGUAGAGACUCUGUUGCAGUUCUUUCAUGCUAGGGGCGAGGGUCUAUUCCUGGAAGACAUGAAGAGCGGAGACUACAAGGUCUUGGAUGAGGAGCUGAGGCUGAAUAAAUGUUCGUCCUUUGAGCUGAUUGAACAGUACUAUCUGGAGAAGAUUUCCCACCAGAAAACUCUCAAACAUACACGUUACGGUCGGAUCAGCGUGAAGUGCUACUAUGAUGCUCCAGAGCAGCGGCUGACAGUGGAGAUCCUGCAUGCUGCCGAUAUCAUUGCACUGGAUGCCAAUGGUCUGAGUGAUCCCUUCGUCAUAGUGGAGCUAUGUCCUCACCACCUCUUCCCUAUGGCCAAGAGUCAACGCACGCAAGUGAAGCUUAAGACGCUGCACCCAGUGUUUGAUGAGCUCUUUUACUUCCACGUGAGUCCUGAACAGUACAGGCACAGGUUUGCCUGUUUGACCUUUACUGUGAUGGACUACGAUUGGCUCUCCACCAACGACUUCGCUGGAGAAGCCGUCGCUCCUCUCAGCGACUUCUGCUGGCCGGGGAGACCGAACGCCUCAGCGGCUGGCAAGAGCGUCCAGCCUGUCAUUCUGCAUCUGUCUCGCAGUAAACCCAGCGAGAAGCCAAUCAUGGGGAUGCUGGAAGCUCGCGUCGGGGACCGGGAGGCUCAGGAGUUUGUCCGCAGGCUGAAAGAGAUUGAGAAGUCAAUGGAGGAAGAGUAAAGGGUGACAGCGCUGCCUGUGUUGGUGUUUUCUGACCACGUCUUGCGACAUGUGCUUUUGUACUGGUACAAUGUUUACACUAUUGAAAUAAUUUUUUCCCCUCCCUGAUGUAUUGUUUGUUCAGUAAUUAUACCAAAAUGAAAAGAAAAGGAAGACAGUGAAGCAUAUUUCCGUUUUCUUACUGAAUGAACGUCCUGUCACUGUGCAACUCGAUGCUGUCUCAGUUAAACUAUAUUUUAGAAUUCAGUGGAUAGCUGAUCCUAAAUGUUACUAGUCUAUAUUUUUUGUAAUGAGGUAAUCGUUAUCUUUGUUGUAUACUCUUUGAUAUGAUAGAUUUAACAUUUUAGAACUAUUUUGUGGAAGUAGCUUACACAUCGAAUAGUAAUUAGUCAAAGUCUAUACCUCAGAUAUGCUCAUUAGUUGAAGGGGAGUUUGACAUUCUUCAUGGACUUUGUGGAGAUAAAUUGUGGGAAGGACUAUUAAGAAAGUUAAAGCCUGAACCCGCAUUUAGUUUCCAUUUCAUAAGUGAAGUUUUAAAUAGAAAUUUGUAAUAGAACUCAUGAAAACAUAAUGCACAGCUUUGGGAAACUGCACCAGUCAUUCACUCAGCAGCAGCAGGAGGAGCAGCAGGGAAGCUUAACGUUCCCCUGAGGCACACGCCACAGCUCGGGUUCAUUCAACUUUUCAGAUUGCUCCUCACAAAGAUUGUGAUGGGUCAGUGAAGAGACCAAAGACAGUGCUACCUUAGUGCUGGAAAGAUCUAUCCUUUGAACUCCUUCCCGUAUUUUGUGCGACACCACUUUUUCAACUGACAGAUUAACUUUACAGACAUAGCGCCAGAAACAAAUGUAUCCUCCGUGUACAAAAGGUUGUGUUUGUGCAUUUAGUUGGAUGCUCAUUAAAAUAUGGACCAACUUUCAGAUUAUGAGGGCAUCAUAUGUGUAGGCAAUCCCUAACACUCAAUUUCAGACAGUUUUUUCUGCUUUUCGAUCUGACAUGAUGUCACUGAGAGGGAUAUCUAUAAUAUGGUCAUCUCAGCAUAGAAGCUUUCCCCAUCAGAUGUACAAAGCUUUUGUUUCCAAGAGGCAGCCAAUCAGUAGAAAGUUGGCAAAGUGAGAGGAGCUUAAAGAGCUUGUUCAUCCAGAGAUACUUUAAUAGAGUCCAAGAAUAAAGAUGCAGUUGAGAAAGAGUAUAAGAGGUUCCUGUUAAACAGACAGUUGGUUCAUUUAGACAGCAGAUAUCCCAAGGAGGAAAUAACUCCUAAUAACAUUUGUACUCCCGAAGUUCAGCGUUAUUAAGAAGUCUGGUUUAUGGUAGGGAGUGUUGUUGCAUUAAUGCGUCACACACGUCGACUUAUUAGUCACUUAUUAUUACGAUCUGAUAUCCGAGGCAGCGUGUUUGGGAGAUGGAGAGUUGAGCUUAUGAAAACAGCAACACUGAACUCGCUGCACAUUCAAAAUUCUAAUCUCGGAGUGAGCUAUCGAAAAGCACAGUCAGGAGAGCAAUGGUAAAAAGUGGUGUCCCUCUCUGUUACCUUAGUAAUGCUUUUAUCCACAUCUUCUCAAGUGUGGAAAAUCAUGCAAUCAAGCCCACUCACCACCAAAAGACUUUCACUGCAUCUGCAAAGCCACGGGGAAUUGCUUUUUUUUUUCAACCGAGUACAUGUGAAAUACUUAAUAACUAUUACUCUUUACUACUCUGCUAGCAUUUUAAUGGUUGGGGGAAUAUAUCCCCUGACAUCCUCAAAAAGUAAUACACUUUGUGACACAGUGUGUGGCCCUAAGCCCCGAUGAAAGAGGUUAAAAAAUAUUCAUUAGGUGAAACAGUAGUGUUCAGAAAGCCAUCAAACAUCACAAGAUCUCCAUUGAUCAAAUUUGAACUCCUACUCAUCGUAGUCCUUUUGCGAGGAAAAGAAAUUAACAUUAUGUCAUGUUCUGAAGUUUAAUCUCUUGAGGUCAAAAGAAAAUAAGGUUAAUGAACCUGCGCAGUGGCUUAAUUAUACUUAAGGGGUAAAGAAAGCCCUCCUUACCAGCAGCUGCUCUCGUAUGGCUGACAGAAAUAACACUAGCCAGUCUCUCAAAGCUGUGCCAGUAACUGAGAGGUUAGGAUGUUAAGAUGAGGGUUAAACCACACCCAGAAAUCCAGCCACUGUUUAUCUUGUUAACCACAUGGGAUUGUUGUUAUAUUGUUAUGCAACUUAAAGAUUAACAAACCGUUUUAUUAAAAAAAAAAAAAAAACGCAAAUAUUUCAAUAUAAUAAUGGAGUAUUCUCAAUUUCACACUCAUUUAAUUCUAAAGGGCUCGUUUCCUAGGGAGGUUGAAAUAAAAAAUUAGCCAAUUAUGCUUUUAAAAAGAGGCUUUUUUAGUAAACCUCAUAUUUACUUUUAAAGGUGAGGUUGUGCAUUAAUGAGCUUAAUUUCAGGCUUUAGUGUUAGAGGUCUGGUGACAUUGAGAAUAAUAUCAACAACCCGAGCCAUCUUUCAGCAAACAAAAUUUUAAAAAAGGAACAAAACAUUGAAAACGAGCGCAGUACUUUGCAAAGAAAUCAGCCACCCCUCAUUUAUUUGACUUUUGCUAGGUACAUGGGAAAUACAUGCAGACAUUUGUUGAAACAUGUCCUAUCACACCUGGAAAAACAACAUAUUUUAAAAGUCAGUAUUCGCUAUGACCACCUUUAUUCUUCGACACAAACCAAAUUCUCUUAGACAGCUUUCUUGUUUUUUCUUUAAGUAGUCUUCUGGAAUAGUUCUCCAGGUUUCUUGAAAUAUAUUCAAGGCUUUUUGUUCUUUUCUCUGUCAAAAUGCUAAGGUCUGACUCAACACUAAUUCCACACCUUGAGUUAUGAGCCUUUUUUAUGCUUGAAUGGGUCAGUUUAUAGGUUCAUAGUGUUAAGUGUUAAGUGGCUUAGCAAACAAGCAGCCAAUGUCAAAAGAAAAAAUCAGAAAGAUCAUCAGAAAGGCUGGAGAACUAUUGCUCAAGAUCACUUGAGUCUGCAAGGAAGGAAAAUAAAAACAAGUGAGGGGUGGUUCAAGAGUUCUGCUGAGUACUGUACCUUUAAUUAUUUUCAUUGACAACCAGAACUUUUAAAUUGGAGGUUUAAUGCUUUAUUUUUCUAGGAAGUUGCCCCUAAUAUCAAAAAUGUAGCUUAAGGUUUACAGUUGUAAUGCACUAGAAACUCUGAACAGUCAUCUGCUGUUGGAAAAGCUACUUUCAGCUGCUCCCUUGGUACAAGGGGUCGCCACAGCGGGUAGCUCUGCAUGUUUGAUCUGGCAGAGUGUUUUAUGCCGGUUGCCCUUCCUGACGUGACCCCAGAGGGGAUUUGAGACCUAUGUUAAAAGCAUUUAAAAAAACAGGAAUACAGUCAGGGUAUUGGGAAGUAUUAAAAUCGCAGUUCUAAUUACGAAUGGCACCUUUUUUAGACGAGACAGCGGGAUCACAGAGUCGUAACAGAGGUGUAGUGAAGAAACACUGAAAAACACUGUAGCAAGUAGCAAGUACUUAGCACCAAAAUCUUCACACCGACAGCAUUUUGAUAGUGAUGUAACUUUACAGUAGCUGCUUGUGUAGUGCUUUGUCGUUAACCUGUGGAGUCGUGAGGAUGAAGCACCCAAAAAACCAUAUCUAUGCCUGGAGAGUGUGCUGCAUUUACAGGCAUUGUUAAAGCGUUCGAUAAGCCUGCCUUACAAACAGGAGCUGGGAAUGCUUUCAGUCCAUCUGAAUAGCACUUGCCUUUACAUUUAGUUCUUAGGAUAUUUCAGGUAGAAUAGUGUUGGCGUUGUUGCAGAAAAAAAAAAUCACCCAGCAUCUCCACUGUUAAGUCUGCAGGUUUUCAUAGGCGUGAUAAAAGGAUGUAACUGUGAUAUUUGAGUGAGUACCAGUGUUGCGAUUAUAUUUUCUCUGUAUUAUUUUCCAACCAGUUCUUCUGGCCAAAUGUUUACAAAGAAAAAUGCAACCUCAUUUUGAGCGUAAGCAACUAUUUUAAAGUCAGAUAUUAUAAGAUAAAUCUUAUAUUGUAGGAUCAACAUGCAGGAGUAAGUUGCAUAUUUACAGUCAAAUUAAAACUAACACUGACGAUUUUAAAUUUAAAAAAAAGAAGCAAAAACUUUUUUUUUCCAGAAUGCAGUUGAAGAAAGUAACUAUAUUUUCCAGUUAUUAAAGAUUUGUCUAUACUCAGUCACAGUUUUGUAAAUUUCCUAACGUUGCCCUUAGACAGGCAGAUCCGGUCAGUAUUAUUAUGGAUUUGUUGUGCUGAUUAUUCAGAAGCAAAGGAAACAUUUUGGUCGUUAAAUGUUCAGUUAAGUCAAAGUGUUAACAUAGUGUUUGGUUCAUUGAAAACGAUGUAAAAUGUUUAGUUCUGAAUAUACAGGAAAUGUGGCAAAGGACAUCAGACUGUGAAUCAACACACCGUCAUUAUGACCUAGUGUCACGGCUGCCAGUGACUCAUUUUAUUUAACUAUUAUGUGAUAUGUUGCUGAGUUGAGCACCUUCUUUGGAUGUUUAGAUUCAAAGGCACUGCUGGUGAAAAGUAUCUGCAAGAGGCAAAACUCUUUCAAUUUGUUAUUGUGAAAGUGAAUUAUUUGUCCUUGAAUUGUAAAUGCCUGUGUUGCUGUUUAUUGGAUUAUACCUUUGGGAAAUGUCUACAUACCCAAUAAAGAUUGUAUUUAACUUUAAA